CGCUAGGCAAUGCGCAUCAAGCCAGUGAAAUCAUCAUUUCUGGUUGUUGGAAACUGUACCAUGCUUAAUGAAUGUCGCCGUCCCAAAACAAUGUUUCCUUAAUUUAGUAUCUCUUAAAACUACUAGUUCAGCUCCGCGGUGCUUAAUAUCUACCACGACCUCUUUGAUUUUACAUACACAAUGGGCUCAGAUUCAUCUUUGGACGCGGAGUCUCCCUCACAUGUCCCCACCAGUGCAUCAUCAUCACCUCCCGCUACUGAAGAUUCAGAUCAAGCCAAGAUGGCCGCUACUUCCCAAUUUGCUACUGAGCACAUGCUCACCGAGGAGAAGAAGGCUCGCGCUGAGAACACGAGAUCGGAGGCCAAAAGGCUUGCCCAAGCCCGCAAGCGCCGCAACAAACCCCAGCUGACUGCCAAGGAACGUGCUACCAAGGCCAAGGAGCUUGACGAAUUGCUCCGGAAGAGCUCCAUCUUUGGUGAUAUCCUCACUCAGAAGACCAAGGCUCUCGGACGAGUCGGGAGGGACUUUGACAACCAGGCUCUGGCUGAUGCCGGUGUCGACCUAAAGAAACAACCACAAAUCUUGACUGGUGGUACAAUGCGUGACUACCAGCUUGAAGGGCUGACCUGGAUGUAUGAGAUUAUGUUACAGGGCAUGAGUGGUAUCUUGGCUGAUGAGAUGGGUCUCGGCAAGACAAUACAGACCAUUUCACUCGUAGCACUGCUUCGAGAGCAGGAGUCCUACUACGGACCUCAUUUGGUUAUCGCCCCCCUCAGUACUCUGUCAAACUGGCAGGACGAGUUUGCAAAGUGGACGCCAACCAUCCCGUUCGUGCUUUACCACGGCAAACCGGAGGAAAGACAGGCGCUUUUCAAGAGCCAAAUCUUCAAGCAUUACAAAAGUCCUACUGCGUUGAAAGGCUUCCCCGUCGUGUGCACUAGCUACGAGAUGAUCCUAAGAGAUCAUGCGGCUUUGUCAAAGAUUGAAUGGGCUUGCAUCAUAGUCGAUGAAGGACACAGGUUGAAGAAUGCAGAUGCAAAGUUGUUCAGGGAACUGCAACAAUUCAAAUCUGCUUCUCGUUUCCUCAUCACGGGCACUCCGUUACAGAACAACCUAAAGGAAUUAUGGUCGCUACUUCACUUCCUUAUGCCCGAGACAUUCAUGGAUUGGGAAGCUUUUGAGAUAUGGUUCGACUUCACCGACCUUCAAGACGAGGAGGGCACACAGCAAUUUAUCGGCGAUCAAUCCAAUCAAGAACUAGUGAAGAAGAUACACAAGAUUCUCCAACCACUCCUCCUUCGACGCAUCAAAGCUGAUGUCGCCAACUAUCUGCCCAAGAAGCGGGAAUACGUGCUGUAUGCGCCAAUGACCAAGGAGCAGACAGAUCUAUACAAUGUCAUCAGUGAUAAGGGCACUGAUACUCGGUCGUAUCUGGAGAAUAAGGUGGUGGAACGGCUAACCGGCACCACAAAUACACCGCUUCAUUCGACGAGGGCGAGUAGUCAAACUUCUCGUGCCGGUAGUACUGCUGUGUCAGAGGCUGCUUCACCUGCACCAAGUGAUGUCUCCUCUACUGUCCCCCAAAAAGGUCGUGGUCGACCCCGGAAGAAUAUGACUAAUGGUGCGACCAACGGAGCUGGUAGUAAGAGGAAGGUAGCUCCUACAGUGGAAUCGCCGCAGUUCAAGAGUAACAAGUCAAGCCGACAAUCCACGCCUGCUAGCAUACGACGAGGCCGUGGUAGACCGAAGAAGAACGUUACCGCUUAUAACGUUUCGGAAGAAUCAGAUGACGACAAGCUUGACGAUGACGAGUUUGAGGCAAAGCUUGUGGCAGAGAUGGAAGCUGCUCAGGGCGAUGAUAGCGACGAGUAUCCCCAAGACGAAGAUGAGGCAGUACGUGUUGCCACGUUAGAGCUUGCGAAAAUGCAAAUCAAGGAAAAGAAGCUCGGCAACUCUCUCAUGCAAUUGCGGCUUGUCUGUAACAGUCCUCACAACUUCUAUAAUCCUUGGACAUUCGACGAAAACUUGGAAGUGGAUGAAAGUAUCGUGACUUCCUCCGGCAAAAUGCUUUUGCUCGAUCGUUUAUUGCCCGAGCUUUUCAGGCAUGGACACAAGGUCUUGAUAUUUUCACAAUUCAAGAUGCAACUCGAUAUCCUACAUGAUUACUGUGCUGACUUACGGGGGUGGAACGUGUGCCGAAUCGACGGUAGUGUGGCACAGGCAGAACGACGCGAGCAGAUCAAGAGCUUCAACGAAGAUCCAGACUUUAAAAUCUUCUUGUUGUCGACUAGAGCGGGUGGCCAGGGUAUCAAUCUUGCUGCCGCCGAUACUGUUAUCUUGUUCGAUAGUGAUUGGAACCCUCAGCAAGAUUUACAAGCGCAGGACCGUGCUCAUCGAAUUGGUCAAACUCGCCCUGUUGUAGUUUACCGCUUGGCUACGAAAGGUACGGUCGAGGAGGAACUACUCCUCAGUGCGGACGCUAAGAGGCGUCUGGAAAAACUCGUCAUCAAGAAGGGUGGGUUCAAAUCCAUGGGACAGAAGCUUGAUGACCAACAUGAAGAGCUUGACAAGGAGACCCUUCUAGCAUUAUUGCUCAAGGAUGGCGAAGUAUACCAACAUUCUGGCAGUGAUCGAAUCUUUAGUGAUGAGGACUUGGAUGUGCUUCUUGAUAGGAGCGAUGAGGCGUACGCUCGUGCCGCUACGGGCGCUGGUAAUGCUGCUGGUUUCCAGGUUGUUGACACAGCGGCGGACGGCAUCACUCAGGUCAAGGCGGCAUAGGUUAUAUAACAUAUGUUUCCUGAUGCCGUGGGUUAGGUUUUGUCUGUGCAUGAUAAUGUAUUUGGCCUUAUGUAAAAGAGUGUAGAGUAUUUGGGAGACUACGAGCGCGACUUUGGUCGGACCAAUAUGGUUAAGUAUAAUAUUCUGUACAAGUUCAAAUUUGAAGUGUGUAGCACUCAAUCUCACAAAGUGCUCUUAUAUAUCAGUUGUUUAUA
Molecule: messenger RNA, 2993 nt
Organism: Truncatella angustata
Lineage: Eukaryota; Fungi; Ascomycota; Sordariomycetes; Amphisphaeriales; Sporocadaceae
Product: SNF2 family N-terminal domain-containing protein
Exons: 4
Coding region: 181-2778 (865 amino acids)
Cellular component (GO): nucleus
Molecular function (GO): ATP binding; ATP-dependent chromatin remodeler activity; DNA binding
Source: RefSeq, a predicted model, not a curated record